Molecule: messenger RNA, 3234 nt
Organism: Bombyx mandarina (wild silkworm)
Lineage: Eukaryota; Metazoa; Arthropoda; Insecta; Lepidoptera; Bombycidae
Gene: Neto
Product: Neuropilin and tolloid-like
Molecular function (GO): protein binding
Source: RefSeq, a predicted model, not a curated record
AGAGAGCACGUAUCGCGGUGGCUCACGAAAAUUUAUACAAAGCGCGCGUUCGACAAACGAAAGUGACGUAUCAAGUUUUUUUUUCGUCAAGUUUAGUGCAAAGGGUUCGAUUUUGAACGGCUUAGUUUUGUUACUGUGGUUCCCAGUUGAACUGGUCGUUUGCCAAAUUAUUAAGAUUAAAAUAAACGUUUGAAUAUUUUCGUAGCGGACACUAAAGUAUGCCGCUAGCCGACUUCAACAUAGUUUGCUGUGAUUAAUUGGAUUUUGUAUAGGGAUUUCACGAGAUAAAAGGUAACGUGGCGUCGAAUAAAAACUCACGUAAUCUGUAAGUGGAACUGCAGAAGAGCUAAUGAACGUAGAAAUUUACUUGAAAUACAGUGGUAAUUUAAAAUUUAAAAGAAUAACAGAAUAAGUGUUUAUCGCAAAAACAUUGUUCUUGAUGUUUAAUAAGUGAAAUAAAAGAGGAUAAAGUGAAGUGAGUGAAGCACUUACGGAGUUCGAAGUAAAAGUGUCGAAUGUGACAGUUACGGAAGUGAGUGAACACUUUGAACUUUCGAACAGUUUGAAUGUGACAGUUCGGUGCGGGCCUCAGCGUGGUGGUACCGCGGUCGGGUUUGGUGUCAUUGAUGGUGAUUUCAGCGCUGCCACGGAUGUGGAGGAGAGGCCAGGACGGCCAACAGGUCAAUGAUAACGCCGGUAAUCUUCGUGCUCUUCUUGGCACUGGAAUGUUCGACCGUCACCAUUCAUCCGGAACCAGCUGAUGCUGACGAGCACGCUGCAACUAAAAUCAUAAAUGCUGACACACCAGCGAGAAUGGAAGAAAGGACCAAUUUAAAAAUCGAACAGAAAAAAUAUCAAGACGAAAUUUACAAUCCAGAAAACGAUAUUGCAGUCAAACAUUCAAAUUCACAUAGUAAUAGUUUAAAAAGAUCAAAAAAUAAAUAUAUGAGGCAUUUUAAUAUGAAAAACGAGGUGAAAGAUAAAAGAAGAAAUAAAAGAUACGCUGACGAUGAGAACUGCGAAGCUUUUCUUUACGAUGAGAAUGAUAGCAGUCGUAUUAUAAAGCAUCCUCACGCUAGUAACAGCACUACAUACUACAAUAAUUCAAAUUGUGUGACCAUUGUUAGUACCACAGAAGGAAAGAUUAUUAUCUUGACAUUUAUAGAUGUUUUUCACAUAGAAUCACAUCCAGACUGCGCGUACGACUAUUUAGAGAUUCGGGACGGUAAGCACGGAUAUUCCGAUAUUCUGGCCAAGGUGUGCGGCGAAGCCUUCCCCGAACAAAUAAAAACGACUGGCCCAAACGCUUGGUUGAAGUUCCGUUCUGACGACACCAUUGAGUACGAGGGGUUCACCAUAAGCAUCGAUUUUGUGGCUGCUCCAAGUCAUAGCACGCCGGGCGCAUGCUACAAGACAUUGAGAGGGAAAUACGGUGUUAUUGACUUCAAUGACACGAAAGGUCCCUGUCUCGACGGCACCACCAACCAAUACAUAGAUUUUUUGUGGACCAUUGAAACACCACCGAAGACAAAGAUUUACUUAAACUUCACAACUUACACUCUUGCGAGACCAAACGAGUGCGAAUACAAUGUGAUACAAGUGUUCGGGACAGUCGUCGAAAUGGAUAAGAAACUGGCCGCUUACUGUGGCUCCAUGGCGUAUUCGGUGACCACAAAAGAUGAGAACGGCGACCCUGGGAACGUCAUGAAAAUAAGACUUCACCUGUCCAAAGACGGGUACAAUGCAACACAUUUUAACGCGACAUACGUGGCGUUCAAAACACUGGAUCCCAACAAAGAUGACAAAUGCGAUGACGACCAAUUCGACUGCACGGACAACACUUGUAUAUCUCAGGAUCUGAAAUGCGACGAUGUAGCACAUUGCCGACUUAAAACCGACGAAGACAAAGACACAACGUGUAUUCUAACUGCCCAAUCUGUAUUGAACACGCCACAUAUCAUGGUCAUUCUGAUAAUAUUCUCGCUGAUCUUGUCCGGGAUGAGCUUCGUUUUCCUCUUCAAAUGCAUCAGGAAGUUGUACCUCGAACACAAGAUCAUUAAGGAACAUUUGAGACAGUCCUGCGAAGACAGACUCGACACGUUGGUGAGCAGUCGGCUGACGUUAGACGCGAAGCGACUUCAUCAGGACAGUCUCCCGAGAGCCAGCCUCGAGAGGGAGAACCACACCAAUGAGAUGUACAAACAGCAGAGGAGUCAUUCAAAACAUAAGCAAUCCAGUAUAGAUUCCGACUACAUACAAGAAACUCAACUGGACAUAGAAGAGGAACCCUGGAGAAGAGAAGUAGAUAGUGUCCCCGUUGAAAUGGAAAACGUAAGGCUAGAACGAAACGGAAGAACCAGAAGUAGUGAUUUAAGCAGAAAAGAAGAGUACAUUAGGAGUAAGAGAAAAGAGAGCGAAGAUGUUAAGGAGAAGAGGGAGAUAAGAGACGUGUCUGUUGGUGCGCCGGACACGAAGGAGUCCGGCUGUCAGACCAGAGAAAGUCUUUUCCAGUCUGAAGAACCUCCGAGUUCUGAUGGCUCGGGAACAAAUAGCAGAGGAUUCUCGACCUUCGGCUACUCAGGCGGCACGGUGGUCAGGCCUUCGCCCCCAACGAAGACUUCUGAAAUAACAAUAGAACUAACAAAACAGACUCCUAGACAGGAGUCCAUCAAACCGCAAAAGAAAUUACCAGACCGCCGGCCAAUCAGCGCGGAGACCACGCGGUCCGCACCUGACGUCAUCAUAGUCUCCAAGCCGGUUCGCUGAGAACGGCCCCCGCGCCGCGCGACCCCCCCGCGCCGCGCCCCCCUCGCCCCCACCAGGACCGUCUCGUUCGAGGACCACAGCGGCUACUACAGCCAAUACUUCGACGAGGAACCGAAAUUGUUUUGCGACUACUGCUUAAAACCUGAUUACUGUAAGUCGAACACAUUACCAAGGAGCACUGGACCGUACGUGGACUACAAAAGGGUCUAUCCGCGGAAAAGUGUGUGUUUUUAUGACGAUAGACAUGCCGAUACGUUUUUAGUGCACGCGGACGUCGAACCACACAGAUAACGAAUGUUUUAGCGUUGUCAAUUAUAAGGUUAUAUGUAUUACUAAACUUGGCUGUAUAGUAAAGAGAAUUAGGCUUGAUCUAUGUGACGUGACGAUCUAAAUUUGAAAUGUAAAUGAACUAUAUAUUAAAUGAACUAUAUAUGAGUCGUCUAUUAUCAAAGGUGGCAAUCUGUGCAU